Laetiporus sulphureus 93-53 is the source of this 4407-nucleotide messenger RNA. Its product is annotated as ABC-transporter. NCBI's taxonomy places the organism in Eukaryota, Fungi, Basidiomycota, Agaricomycetes, Polyporales, Laetiporaceae. Bases 1 to 4407 code for a protein of 1468 amino acids. Gene Ontology annotation, cellular component: membrane. Gene Ontology annotation, biological process: transmembrane transport. Gene Ontology annotation, molecular function: ATP hydrolysis activity; ATP binding; ABC-type transporter activity. The record is from RefSeq and is a predicted model, not a curated record. The transcript has 29 exons.
AUGAGCAAGACACCAGGCGACGACGAAACGCUGGCGGGCGCUGAGCCACAGGCCCACCAUGUGGAUAUCGUCCAGGCUGAGGCUGCCUUCAUCGAGCUGUCCAGAACACUUUCAAGGCGUUCGCGUGCGACGCAGUUGAACGAUGAAAGGGAAGAGAAGGGAUAUGAGCAAGACAUCGAGAAAGCAAGAGAAGCUGACUUGGAAGAAACAUUCGACCUGCGCGAAUACCUCAGCAGCACCAAUGAUGCCAUGCAGAGUGCUGGCAUCAAGCACAAGCACGUCGGUGUCACUUGGGAAAGCCUUCGAGUGGAGGUGCUUGGAGGAACAGGCCACAAGCUAUACGUCCGAACAUUUGGCCAGGAUGCCCUGAAUUUUUGGCUCACUCCAUUCUUACUGCUCCAGCCACUAGUCCGGCCACUGGUAUCAAAAUUGCUUCCCUCCAAGCACAUCGAAACAACACCUAUUCUUCAAGAGCAGUCGGGGCUUCUGAAGCCGGGGGAAAUGUGCCUCGUUUUGGGAUGUCCUGGGGCGGGCUGUACCACGUUCCUCAAGACCAUGGCUAACGAGAGGAGGGAAUACGCGAAGAUAUCCGGUGACGUCCGUUACGCCGGUAUCGAUGCGCACGAGAUGGCCAAGUAUUACAAGGGCGAGGUCGUCUACAACCAAGAGGACGACAUCCAUAUCGCGACAUUGACCGUCUCGCAGACGCUUGCAUUCGCAUUGUCGCUGAAGACACCGGGGCCGAACGGUCGCCUGCCGGGGAUGUCGCGUAAGGAGUUCAACCAGACCGUCAUGGGCGUCUUGCUCCGCAUGCUGAACAUCCCCCACACCGCGAACACGUACGUCGGCGACGAGUUCGUGCGAGGCGUGUCAGGAGGGGAGCGGAAGCGCGUGUCGAUCGCGGAAAUGAUGGCCACGCGAGCCCAUGUGCUAUGCUAUGACAACUCUACCCGCGGGCUCGAUGCGAGCACCGCGCUGGACUUUGUCAAGUCGUUGAGGGUUAUGACGGAUGUCCUCGGCCAGACAGUCUUCGUGACAUUAUACCAAGCUGGCGAAUCUAUCUACGAGCUCUUCGACAAGGUCCUCGUCCUCGACAAAGGCCGCCAGGUGUACUUCGGUCCGCCCUCGACCGCUCGGGCAUACUUCGAAGGGCUCGGCUACAAGCCGCUCCCGCGCCAGAGCACGCCCGACUACCUCACCGGCUGCACGGACCCCAACGAGCGGCAGUUCGCGGAGGGUCGCUCGGAGGCGGAUGUCCCCACCACGCCCGAGGAGCUGGAACAGGCGUUCCUGCAGUCGUCGUUCGCGCACGAGAUGCACGCCUCGCUUGCAGAUUACAAGACGCUCAUGGAGCACGACAAGGCGGACCAGGAGGCUUUCCGCGCGGCGGUCGCAGCGGACAAGAAGCGCGGCGUGUCGAAGAAAAGCCCGUACACGCAGGGCUUUUUCAACCAAGUGCGCGCGCUCACGAUGCGCCAGUUCCAGAUGCGUGUGCAGGACCGGUUCCAGCUGAUCACGAGCUACUCGUUGCACACUAUUUUGGCGCUGGUCAUUGGGGCGGCGUAUUUUGACCUCAAGCCUGAUGCGGCGGGCGCAUUUACGAGGGGGUCGGUCGUCUUCGCUGCGAUGCUUACUACUUGUUUGGAUACUUUCGGAGAGAUGCCUGUGCAGAUGCUUGGUCGACCCAUCAUCAAGAAGCAGACGAGCUAUGGCCUGUAUAGACCGGCAGCGAUAGCCAUCGCCAACACAUUAGCGGAUAUCCCAUUCUCUGCAACGAGGGUCUUCAUCUACAAUAUCAUCAUCUACUUCAUGGCGCACCUCGCGCGAUCGGCAGGCGGUUUCUGGACGUAUCAUCUCUUUACGUACAUCACGUUCUUGACGAUGCAAGGUUUCUUCAGGACGUUUGGGUUCAUGUGCACCAACUUUGACUCGGCGUUCCGCCUUGCGACAUUCUUCUUGCCGAACAUGAUCCUGUAUGCUGGUUAUAUGAUCCCUGUCUUUCAGAUGAAGCGCUGGCUGUUCUGGAUCUACUAUAUUAAUCCGAUAUCUUAUGGCUGGGGUGGGAACAUGGAGAACGAAUUCAUGCGCUUAUCCUUGGAUUGCGAUGGCGAUUACAUAGUCCCACGUAACCCUCCAGGAUCAAACAAGUAUCCUGACUACCUCGGAGAAAACCAGGCUUGCACGCUAUACGGUGGUACAUCAGGACAAAGCACGAUCCCUGGCCGGUCGUACGUCGACGCUGGAUACCAACUCAAUGUCUCGAAUCUCUGGCGCGAGAACUUCCUCGUGCUAGUUGGAUUCUUCUUGCUGUUCCAGCUCACACAGGUUCUUCUCGUCGAACUUUAUCCUCAAUUUUACGGUGCUGCGGCUGUGACUAUCCACGCCAAAGAGAACAACGAACGGAAAGCACUAAAUGCUCGUCUGCGGGCACGCAAGGCAGAGCGAGAGGGAAAAAGUAAGGAGGGCGUUGACAUUGAGAGAGUUGGGGAAAACAAAAAUGACGGCAACUUCGACUUUGAAAGCAAGACGUUCACUUGGGAGAACAUCAAUUACCAUGUCCCCGUAGCUGGCGGCUCGCUCAGGCUUUUGCACGAUGUGUUUGGCUAUUGCAAGCCGGGUACGUUGACUGCUCUCAUGGGCUCGUCCGGUGCAGGCAAGACGACUUGCUUGGAUGUGUUGGCACAACGCAAGAACAUCGGGGUCGUGACUGGGGAACUGCUUCUCGACGGUCGUCCGCUUGGAACAGACUUCGCGCGCAAGACUGCUUACGCCGAGCAAAUGGAUGUCCACGAAGGCACUGCUACCGUCAGAGAGGCCAUGCGGUUCUCCGCAUACCUCCGGCAGCCAUUUGAUGUGCCGAAGGCAGAGAAGGACGCCUACGUCGAGGAGAUGAUCGAGGUGCUGGAACUGCAAGACCUGGCCGACGCAGUGGUGUACAGUCUUGGAGUGGAGGCGCGCAAACGGCUCACUAUUGGAGUGGAGCUGGCGAGCAAGCCGUCGCUGCUGUUCCUGGACGAGCCAACGUCCGGAUUGGACGGGCAGAGUGCGUGGAACCUCGUUCGUUUCCUGCGAAAACUCGCAGACAGUGGGCAGGCGAUUCUGUGCACUAUCCACCAGCCGUCGUCGAUGCUCAUUCAGACGUUCGACAAGCUGCUCCUGCUUGAGAAGGGCGGUGAGACGGUCUACUUUGGCGGCAUCGGUCCUGAUUGUUACGUUCUGCGGGAGUACUUUGCUCGCUACGGAGCUGUUUGCCCGCCUAACGUCAACCCAGCUGAAUUCAUGCUGGAUGCCAUUGGUGCUGGACUCGCCCCUCGUAUCGGCGAUCGUGAUUGGAAGGACGUGUGGCUGGAUUCCCCUGAGUAUGCAGAUACAAGGACAGAGAUUGACCUAAUCAAGCGGGAGGCCUUGGCCAAGGCUGUUAAUGAGAACGAUAAGCCCGCCACCUACGCCGCGCCGUUCUGGUACCAGCUGAAGGUCGUUGUUGUGCGGAAUAGCACGAUGUUGUGGAGGUCGCCGGAUUAUGUGUUCAGUCGUCUCUUCGUGCAUGCCUUCAUCUCGCUGUUCGUCUCGCUGCCCUUCCUUCGAUUGGGCAACAGCUCUCGUGACCUGCAAUAUCGGGUCUUCGGAAUCUUCUGGGUGACUAUCCUUCCGGCUAUCGUCAUGGGCCAAUUGGAGCCAAUGUGGAUUUUGAAUAGGCGGAUUUUCAUUCGAGAGGCGUCCAGUAGGAUAUACUCCCCGUAUGUGUUCGCCAUCGCACAGCUUGUUGGGGAGAUGCCGUACUCUGUUCUUUGCGCUAUUGUUUACUGGGUUCUGAUGGUCUAUCCGAUGGGAUUCGGCAAAGGUUCGGCCGGAGUGAGGGGGACUUUCUUCCAGUUCCUGGUCACCCUGUUCAUGGAGCUGUUUGGCGUGACCUUGGGUCAGCUCAUCGGUGCAAUCUCUCCUAGCAUGCAGAUUGCGCCUCUCUUCAAUCCGUUUAUUAUCCUUGUCCUGAGUACCUUCUGUGGAGUCACGAUCCCGUAUCCCACGAUGGAGAAGUUCUGGCGUGCAUGGAUGUAUCAACUUGAUCCGUACACCCGUACGCUCAGCUCGAUGUUGUCCACAGAGUUGCAUGGAUUAAAGAUUCAAUGCCAGAGCGAAGAGUUUACGGUCUUUCACCCGCCUUCCGGGCAAACGUGUCAGGAAUGGGCAGGCACCUUCGUCUCUUCCUACGGCGGUUAUCUGGAGAACCCGAACGCAACCAGUUCAUGUCAUUACUGUCAAUAUGCUGUUGGUGACCAAUUCUUUGAGCCACUGAACAUCAAGUACUCUGAUCGAUGGAGAGAUGCGUUCAUCCUGUUUUCUUUCUGCAUAUUCAAUAUCAUUGUGACCAUCAUCGCGUCGCGUUUCCUACGCUAUGCCAAGCGAUAA